GUAGCAAGCAGAAUUUGAUCACAAAAUAUGUGUGUGUGCGUGUGUCGAUACGUGCGGUGCAGCCGACAUUCAGCCCAUGCGCUACACGGAUGCAGAGGCUCCAGGGGGCUACGCCGAGCCCCUCGACACCCUGCAGAUCUACUCCAUCAAAGUCGCGGAGAUCAGAGGGGGCCUGCGUUGGCCCAUCCAUGUCUACGGCAUGAUCGCCGCACGUGACAUAGUCGACAGAAACCGCAACAUCAUCUUCGACCGCUCCAGGGAUGACUGCCAAACCCUCACCAGCAAGGAUUCGUGCUUGGUAAUGACAGGUCCUACCCGUCCCAUUGUUAUGUUGGGUGCCGCGACCUUUGAGAUUGUGCUCAAAGUGAAGGAAGGCAGCACGGAGUCUAGGGAUAAAGUUUUAAGCUUCUUGGCUGUUCCUCAUGACAGUGUUAACUGUUUGGAGCUUUCCUGCACAACAGAUAGGAAAUACAUCAGCAAGCUUAGCACGCUGGAGUUUACAAUGAGUCAAAUUGCUUGCUCCGUGGAGGCGACAAUCAGCGUGCAAAUGGUUGAUGGGUCGUCAUGGCCACACGGUGUCCGAGGUGAAUUUUCCGCCUGUACCACCAGUAUGGCCGACAGGAAAGUAGUUCUACUCAAUUCUGGAAGCGAGAAGGAAGUGGAGGUUAGUGCAGAUGGCAUGAUCCGGCUAUCCAGACGUGUCGCUUCCGUUGAAUUCACCGGAGAGCUCAAGGUUUGUGUGGAUGCAUGGUGGCAAGGCGAGGUGAAACCCAAGAAAGCUUGGAAGGUUUUCAAGCCCAAGAGAGCUGGUAGGAACUAUGGUACCUUCAAUCUUGGCGGUGUGUGUAAGAUGAAAGUCACUGUUGCCUGGUCGCUUCUUUCCUACUAUCCGGUUAACCGCCCCAAUAGUCCUUACGGUUCACUGGCUUUACGCAGGGAGGCGGAGGCAGAAGGACGUACUGUCUAGUAGUGUUAGAGUUACGAUACCUCCGUCCGAAAAUACUCGUCAUCAACAUGGACAAAAAGGAUGUAUCUAGAACUCUAGAUAUAUUCUUUUUUAUUCAUUUUGAUGACAAGUAUUUCCGGACGGAGGGAUUACUUCUGGUGCGCCUUGCUCAGGCGUUGCAUGUACACAUGAAGUUUAGAUUGUACUAGUAAUCAUGUAUUGUAGUUUCAUUUAGAAUUCCAUGGCCAACUUUGUGUGGAUGCAAAGCAGCGCUAUGGAUUGAGUUGCUUUGGUGGUGCCAAGUUAUCCAUCGUUUGCAUGGACAA
This is a messenger RNA of Triticum urartu, 1272 nucleotides long. The record is from RefSeq and is a predicted model, not a curated record. NCBI's taxonomy places the organism in Eukaryota, Viridiplantae, Streptophyta, Magnoliopsida, Poales, Poaceae.